This is a messenger RNA of Cuculus canorus (common cuckoo), 6017 nucleotides long. It is a transcript of the gene WWP2, whose product is annotated as WW domain containing E3 ubiquitin protein ligase 2. Gene Ontology annotation, biological process: regulation of monoatomic ion transmembrane transport; protein K63-linked ubiquitination; negative regulation of transcription by RNA polymerase II. NCBI's taxonomy places the organism in Eukaryota, Metazoa, Chordata, Aves, Cuculiformes, Cuculidae. Gene Ontology annotation, molecular function: protein binding; ubiquitin protein ligase activity. The record is from RefSeq and is a predicted model, not a curated record. The transcript is spliced from 24 exons. Bases 288 to 2963 code for a protein of 891 amino acids.
CUCCAGCUCCUCUGCCUGGGAAAUGCAGAAAGGAGGACUGCUGCCAGCAAGCUGAGGAUAGUGCAAGUCGAUAGCUGACUCUGUGGUCCCAGACUGAGCACCUCGUGCUUCUGCGUGAUGCGUGACCUCAUCCUUCUACUUUGUGGUCAGGCGUUUCGGCAGAAGCACCCAGCCACGUGUUCUGCCAGCAUCCCUGGGUGUUACAGCUUGUGUCCUUCCUGCACAUUCCCUGUUCCUGGUGGGUGACUCCAGGGGAAAGCUGCAGCAGAAGGAACAGGGGGAGCACUAUGCCUGUGGUGACAGUGACUGGCACCGGAGAGCAAGGAAGUGCCGGGGGUGAUGCCAUGGCUGCUGCGAGCUCCAGCAGGGCCAGAGCCGGGCCGCCCUGCGAGAAGUCGCAGCUCUCCGUGAAAGUUGUGUCCGUGAAGCCCAAGGUGCACAGCCGCCCUUCGCGGAUGAACUGCUAUGUGGAGGUGGCGGGCGAUGGGCUGCCCAGCGAGACCAAGAAGACUGGAAAGCAGAUUGGGAUCUCUGAGCUGCUGUGGAAUGAGAUCCUCAUCCUGAACGUCACAGCCCAGAGCCACUUGGACCUGAAGGUGUGGAGCUGCCAUACCCUGAGGAACGAGCUCUUGGGCACUGCCUCCGUCAGCCUCGGAAACCUGCUGAAGAGCGGCGGGAAACUGGAGAACAGGCAGCUGACCCUGGAUCUGCAGACGGAGAACAAAGGCAGUGUUGUCUCCGGUGGAGAGCUGACGAUUUUCCUGGAUGGGCCUGCUGUUGAUCUGGGAAGCCUGCCUAAUGGCAGUGCUGUGACAGAGGGGUCCCAGGUGCCUGGACGGGACCUCAGCAGCACCACAGCAUCCACAGAGAGCAGGCACCAGCCUCCCAGUACAAACUGCUUUGGAAGCAGACUGAGGACGCACCGACAUGCAGUUGGAGUGGCCAGGCAAAACACAGGGAGUGGAGAGCAAAGUCCCAGCGCCAGGAACCGGCACCGACAGCAGGCCAAGAGCACACAGCACGCCAGCAUGGCCAAUGGCACAGUGAAUGGAGACGCAGCGGGUGCUGUGGACAUCGAAGAGGAAAGGCCGGCAGCGGGAGCGACCGUACCGACCCCUGUGGCAUCGAGCACAGCUGACAGCUCCAUCACUCCUGCCCCUCCUGCCCUGCCCGGCUCUGGAGAGGCAGAGGAGGCAGCCUCCGGCUCCAGUGCCCCACCGGCCCGGGCAGCAGCGCUAGCCCUGGAUGCUCUGCCCCCUGGGUGGGAACAGCGAGAGCUUCCUAACGGUAGAAUCUACUAUGUAGACCAUAACAACAAGACCACCACGUGGGAGAGACCUCUUCCUCCAGGGUGGGAGAAGCGUGUGGAUCCUCGAGGCAGGUAUUACUAUGUGGACCACAACACCCGGACCACCACGUGGCAGCGCCCUACAGCUGAAUAUGUCAGGAACUAUGAGCAGUGGCAGUCCCAGCGAAACCAGCUCCAAGGAGCAAUGCAGCAGUUCAGCCAAAGAUUCCUGUACCAGUCGUCCGGCGCCCCAUCCGACAAUGAUCCUCUUGGCCCCCUUCCUCCUGGCUGGGAGAAGAGACAGGACAAUGGGCGAGUGUAUUACGUGAACCACAACACACGGACCACCCAGUGGGAAGACCCUCGCACACAGGGGAUGAUCCAGGAACCACCGUUGCCACCCGGCUGGGAGAUGAAGUACACGAAUGAGGGUGUACGCUACUUUGUGGACCACAACACUCGCACCACUACCUUCAAGGAUCCACGCCCUGGGUUUGAGUCUGGGAGCAAGCAGGGUGGCUCCCCAGGGGCAUACGACCGGAGCUUUCGCUGGAAGUACCACCAGUUCCGCUUCCUCUGCCACUCAAACGCGUUGCCCAGCCAUGUGAAGAUCAGCGUUUCUCGACAGACGCUCUUUGAGGACUCCUUCCAGCAGAUCAUGAACAUGAAGCCAUAUGAUCUGCGCCGCCGCCUAUACAUCAUCAUGCGAGGAGAGGAGGGCCUGGACUAUGGUGGCAUUGCUAGGGAGUGGUUCUUCCUCCUGUCCCACGAGGUGCUUAACCCCAUGUACUGCCUCUUCGAGUACGCCGGCAAGAACAACUACUGCCUGCAGAUCAAUCCUGCCUCUUCCAUCAACCCAGACCACCUCACCUAUUUCCGCUUCAUCGGCCGUUUCAUCGCCAUGGCUCUGUAUCACGGGAAAUUCAUCGAUACUGGCUUCACGCUGCCUUUCUAUAAGCGGAUGCUGAACAAGCGGCCCACGCUGAAGGACCUGGAAUCCAUCGACCCAGAGUUUUACAACUCCAUCGUCUGGACCAAGGAGAACAGCCUGGAGGAGUGCGGCCUGGAGCUGUACUUUAUCCAGGAUAUGGAGAUCUUGGGCAAGGUGACCACCCACGAGCUAAAGGAGGGUGGCGAGAGCAUCCGGGUGACGGAGGAGAACAAGGAGGAGUACAUCAUGCUGCUGACAGACUGGAGGUUCACAAGGGGCGUGGAGGAGCAGACCAAGGCUUUCCUGGAUGGCUUCAAUGAGGUGGUGCCACUGGAGUGGCUGCGGUACUUUGACGAGAAGGAGCUGGAGCUGAUGCUGUGCGGCAUGCAGGAGAUCGACAUGAACGACUGGCAGAAGAACACCAUCUACCGGCACUACACCAAGAACAGCAAACAGAUCCAGUGGUUCUGGCAGGUGGUUAAAGAGAUGGACAACGAGAAGAGGAUCCGACUGUUGCAGUUUGUGACUGGGACGUGCCGCCUGCCCGUUGGGGGGUUUGCAGAGCUCAUCGGCAGCAAUGGGCCCCAGAAAUUCUGCAUUGAUAAAGUUGGCAAAGAGACGUGGCUGCCUCGGAGCCAUACAUGCUUUAACCGUCUGGAUCUCCCUCCCUACAAGAGCUACGAACAGCUGAAGGAGAAGCUGCUUUAUGCGAUUGAGGAGACAGAAGGAUUUGGACAGGAAUGACGGAGCUUUGGUGCUUUCCCGGGGUGGGGAGGGCCCUGGAGCGCUGCUGCUGGCCACAAGGUCCUGCCUGCUGUGCCCCACAGAGCCCAGUGCCGAGCCCUCUCCGUGGGACGGUGUGCAGGCACCUGCAAAACACUGUUGCUCUUGUUUCUGUACGAGAUCUGCACUAAUGCAGCUCUGGGGGAAUGGGUCCAUGUUUCCCUCCCCAAACACAUUUGAGGCAUUACGGGGAGGUGGUCACAAAAGCCUGUCUCUGCUCGGCUUGUGAGGGGCGUGGGCUGGCACAGAGGGGGGGGGGCGAAGCCCUGGGCCUCAGCAGGCUGCCUUGCGGGGCUCCCUGGUCCCCUCUCGCAGUUACACGAGAUCUGGUUUUGGCACAGGCUAUUUACCCCCUUAGUAUUUUCUGCCUUUUCAUGGUGUUUUAAUACAUGCAGGUGAGGAAAUGAAAUGGCUCUUGAACCAACUCUCAGGUCGCAUUUAGGCCCUGUCUUGCACCCAGCAAAGGUAACAGGGGACCCCCAGGUGAUGCCGGGGCUGAUGCACUGCACAAGGGCCAGGACGGCCCCUUCCUGCACCAGACCCAUGGUCACCCAGGCCCAGGGUCUGGCUGACUGUGUCCAUUGUGUUUCGAUUUAAAAGAGUGUGGCCCCUGUGCUGUUUUAUUUAAGUGGUGUGUUGCUCAGAGCUGGUGCUCUGCAAACAGCCCUCGGGGCUCCAACCGCGUUCUGGGCACAUCUGGCCUUUGCUUCGUUCGUAGGUUCAGCCCAAACUUCCUCUGUUUCCUCUGUGGCGGGCCAGGCUGGUGGCAGGAGCUUCUGGAGCUGUGGGUGAGGGCAGGAUCAGGCCUCUGCCCCUUGCCUGGAUGCCACCUCUGUUGCUGUCCCCCCCUGCCCCAGGGAGAGGAUGCGUGUGAGCGUUGAUGUACAUAGCUGUACAUAAAGGAAGUCUGUGGAUACAAGACAUCGCAAUAGCUUUUGACUGGUAACCGGAUAGUUUUGUACUGCACCAUCCUGCCUCAGUGACGCCGACUUCUUGUGCAAUAAAGGAUAAGCAGCUGCCGUGGUGUGUGUCCCUGGUCGGUGUGUCACACGGGGGACAGCCCCGUGUAGCCCCUGGGGCUGAAGGGCUGUGGUGGGCGCCCAGAACUCGGCAGCAGCAUCGUCAAUAAUACCUCUUUUUUCCCUGACCACACUGCGCAGGAGUGUCAGGCUGGGAGCAGCGCUCCUGCCUGCUUUCGCCCAACCUAUAAUCACACUCAGCUAAAAAUGUCUCCAGGACGCUUUGCCAGGGCUGGAUUUGCCUCCCCGUGUCACCGUGUGAAAGCUAGAGUGGCAUUGGUGGAAUAAAAUCAGGUGGAGGAAGCCAUCAGCCAUAGGCUGAUGGUGUUGGUAAAGAACUCCACCAUAAGCAGAACUAAACAAACCCGCUAUUCAUAUCGCCAGGGGCCAGCAUGCAUCUGGUAAUUUUGCUGUGACUUUGCUUUUCAGCAGCUGCCUUGGCUGCUUGGUUCUUUGUGUGGAUUUGGGGUGUUUUUUUGGGUUGGAUGGGUUUUAAGUCUGUACUUGUGCCGCACUGUGUGAGAUCCUUGCCAAGUGUGGCACCACUGGUGCCAGCCUAAUCCCUGCAGAAAUGCUUCAAUCGCUGUGGGCAGGCAGUUGGCACUUUGCGGUCUCCUGGCGCUGCUGUGGUGCUGCGGUUUACGUCCUCCUGGAGCACUGGGCACCGCUCACGCCUUGGCCGACAGGAUAGCAGGGGCAUUGGUGUUGGUUUGUGCCCGGGAGGGGCACGUCCCCUCCUGUCCCAUCCCCUAUGAGAUGCUGCAGCCCACAGCCACCCUGUCCCUUUGGCCCAGGAGGCCAGAGGCUUGCAUGGCCUUUCCCUGUCAUCCUGGUGUAGGACAGUGAUGUGGGAUGGGACAGUGGGUUCCAACUGUGGUGGCUCUGGUGACUUUGUGUAAAGGAGACUUUGCUGGUGUGAUACCACCGCUGUGCUCUGCUGAGGCGUGUUUUGGUGCUACCGUAACAGUUUUCAGCAUAAAGAACGAGCAAACAGGGGCUCCAGCAUGCUCUGGGCAGAGCCAGCAGCCCACGCACCUCCCCAGGCAGGCAGCCAAGCCGGUUCCUUCACUGGCACAGAGCUGUGGAAGCCGUGACAGCAGCAACGUGCCACCUGCGCUAUACUGACAGGCCACAAGGUGCCUGGGGACUGUAUAAACAGGAACCAGAUUAAAUACACAGAUGUUUGUUGCAUGGAAUUGGCUAAUUUGCAAGGAAUUGCUCCUGAAAAAUUAUAAUACCUAGGCACACAGUAAGCAGAAUACAGCAGUGACCACGCGUCUUACAGGAGGAAGGGAAGAUGUUCCUCAGUGUGGCAGCACUGUGCACGACCUUCAUUCCUCACCAGAGCAGCAUCUCAUGUCUCUCUCUCCCCUAUGUUUCCACCCCUGCAAAGCUACCCAUGAGUCAGGAAUAUUGUUUUUAAUCUACUUAAAUUUUAAGUGUCAGGUAACAAAACAGUUAAGCCCGAUCUCCUCACUGGCCAGCUAGAAAGGAUAGGAGAAAGAAAAUGACAAUGGCUUAGCACAAAGUAGAGUGCUAAGAGUGAUCCAGCAGCAGCAGCAACAGCCUCUUUGCACCUCUCAGUGGUGCUUCCCAACUCAGCGCCUCCUCCUCAGCUCAGAAAUGAACCGAUGCUGAUAAAUCGGCUGUUGCCCAGCAGUGAACAGUGGCAGGAGAUAAGUACCAAGAACAAAGGCUGGCACAGCAAGUGGUUGAAAUCCUCAGCUGUUGGUCUAACACUCCCCUUGAAGGUACACUGGGGGAUGGACCAGUGCAGCACUUAAAAUAAAUAAAAAAGAUAUCCCCCUGGCUUUUUUACCCCUUCCCUGUCCAGCGCUGAGCCCAAAUUGCCAGGCCCGCCCUACAGCAACUGUCUGCCUGUUGUGCCAAGUGCCAGCUGGAGAAGAUCUAUCCAGACACAUUCCAAUGAACACAAAAAGCAGGUGUCAAAGUAGAAGAAAGCAGAGCACCGACCAUUUCAACAAGAGAAAAGAAC